This is a messenger RNA of Ostreococcus lucimarinus CCE9901, 2145 nucleotides long. RefSeq lists its product with no specific name. The transcript has 2 exons. Gene Ontology annotation, biological process: regulation of translation. Gene Ontology annotation, molecular function: mRNA binding. The record is from RefSeq and is a predicted model, not a curated record. Lineage: Eukaryota; Viridiplantae; Chlorophyta; Mamiellophyceae; Mamiellales; Bathycoccaceae. Gene Ontology annotation, cellular component: nucleolus. The coding region runs from base 1 to 2145 and encodes 714 amino acids.
AUGCCCCGCGCCGAGUCUAAGGCUGGCGGUGGCGCUAAAGCGCGUCGCGCGGCGAAACGCACGAAUAAAUUCAAUCCGAGCGCCGCCGCCGCCGCGCCCGCGCUCGUGAACGUCGGCGACGCGUCGCAGUACGACGAUGAGCGCGCGAUCGAGCUCGAGCGGAGGAAGAAAUCAAACGUUAAGCAAGGGAAGAAGCUUGGCAAGCGAAAGAAGGGAGCGACGAGCGACAAGGAGACUGGUUCGAGCGAGGACGCGGCGCCGAAGAAGAAGCGAAGCGACGCCGCGGCAAACGCGGAGAAGGUGGAUUUUAGUAAAUUGAGUCGCAAAGAAGCCAAGGCGAAGAGCGAUGAGAUGAAGGCGCUGAGAAAACCAAACUUUGCGCUGGUGCAGGAGUUGGCGCAGAUUUGGGAACGGAUGCGAGGCAAAAAGGUGUCCAAGACGGAUCGAAGCGCGAUGUGCGACGAAAUUUACAAAAAGUGCGUGGGGAAGGUUCCCGAGUUGGCAAACAAUCACAAAGGUUCGCGCGUGGUGCAGGCGGUGUUGAAAUACGGCACUACCGAGCAGUGCGCUAAGAUCAUGAGCGAAGUGACGCCGCAGAUGGCGUUGCUGUCAAAGUCGCUGUACGGGAAUUUCCUGGUUCGCAAACUCAUAGACGCCGCGGACAAGAAGGAGAUACCGGCGCUGGUUGGGAACUUGCGCGGGCAAAUCGCGCGAUUGGCGCGACAUCCCGUGGGGUCACAAAUCGUUGAGGCUUUGUUUCACGCGGCUUCGGCGAAAGAAAAGAAGGCGAUGACUUUUGAGUUUUACGGUCCAGAAUUCGUGCACUUCGGCGCAGCGGACGACGUCAAGUCGCUUCGCGAAGCUUUGCUCCUCAAGCCCGUGGCGCAGCGCCAAGGCAUGCUUCGUCACAUCAACGUGACGAUGAUUCCAGUGUUGGAAAAGGGCUUGGUAUCUUCAUCAGUGAUCCAUCGGGUAUUGGCGGAGUAUCUCAGCGUCGGCGGUCCGAGCACAAAAGCCGAGGCGGCGGGAUCGAUAGCCGCCGCCGGCUUGCUUCGCAUGAUGCACACGAAGGACGGCGCGCACGCGGUGAAUAUGAUACUUGCACACUCUGGCGCCAAGCAGCGCAAGGGGGUGAUCAAGGCGUUGAAAGGUCAAGUUUCGAGGGUAUCGCAGGAUGAUUACGCCCACGUCGUCAUCGCCUCGCUCUUCGAUUGCGUGGACGACACGCAGUUGUUGGGCAAGGGCGUCGUGAGUGAGCUCAAGGCAGAGAGUUUGGCAGAAGUGGCGUCGCACAAAAACGCUCGGCGUGUGCUGUUGCACAUCCUCAAUCCUCGAUCCACAAGAUACUUCCCAUCGCACCUGCUCGAGUGCAUGCCGGAUCCUCAAAAAGUUCGCGAGGACGCCGAAGAAACCUUCGGCGGCGAAGACGAAGAAGAAGCGCCAGAGGGCGACGACGACGACGACGACGACGACGGUUUAGAAGAGGCGCCGGCGGAUGGUCCUGAUUUUGGCAUCGCCAAGAAACCUGCGAGCACGCGCCGCGCCGAACUGUUUCAUCAAGGAUUGGGAGACUCCCUCGUUGCAGCAUGCAGCGUGAACGCGGCGUCGAUGUUGCGAAGCAACCUCGCGUCCGACGUGUUGUUCGAAGUCGCUGCGGGCGGGUGUGACGACAUCUUUUACAAAACUGUCGGCGACAAAAAGAUGACCGACCUAUUUGAAGCCAUUUCGGAAGCGGUCGCGACAUCCAUGACAUCCGAACAAAUCGACGCGGAAUUGGGGGAAAAGCUCGAGCCGUUGCACGCAAACUUUUUCUCCACGCGAACGCUUCGUCGCAUGGCUUUAGAAGUCAAGCACGCCCAGUUCGUUCCCAUUUUCUGGAAAAGUGCGCUGAAGGCGAACUUGAAAACCUGGAUCGACGGCCACGGCGCUAAAGUCGUCGCUGCCGUCGUUCGCACGAAAACGGAUGCAAAAACGCGCAAAGAAAUCCACGCAGCCGUGGGAAAACUGGUCGACAGCGGCGACGCCGCGGCGUGGUCGGAGGGAUUUUUCCGCGUCAAGGAUGGAGACAAGCCACGAAAUUCAGCUGGGAAAGACGAGCAACCGACGUCAAAGAAGGCGAAGAAGGCGAAGAAGGCGUCAAAGUAG